Molecule: messenger RNA, 1584 nt
Organism: Osmerus eperlanus (European smelt)
Lineage: Eukaryota; Metazoa; Chordata; Actinopteri; Osmeriformes; Osmeridae
Gene: marchf5l
Product: membrane-associated ring finger (C3HC4) 5, like
Exons: 7
Coding region: 225-1106 (293 amino acids)
Biological process (GO): regulation of mitochondrial fission; protein polyubiquitination
Cellular component (GO): mitochondrial outer membrane
Molecular function (GO): ubiquitin protein ligase activity; zinc ion binding
Source: RefSeq, a predicted model, not a curated record
AACCUCCCUGUGUUGGUUGGCAGAUGUUUACUGCAGGCCCAAAGAAGAGGACAUGACGGGUUAUUCAGCUAACUAGCUAGCACCUGACAUUGCUGACUUGGAUAGUUGAUUAUCUUACCAACAAGCCAAGUAGUUCGUGAACUUUAAAGGUGUUCUCAGGCUCUGUCUAAAGUCCUACUGUCUGACUCCUGUCUCGCCCAUGGUGAUAAGAGAACAGACUAAACAUGGCCUGCGUCGAGGAGCCGCCUGAGAAACACUGUUGGGUGUGUUUUGCCACCGAAAAAGAGGACCGUGUUGCCGAGUGGGUGAGCCCCUGCAGGUGUAAGGGCUGUACCAAGUGGAUUCACCAGACCUGUCUGCAGCGAUGGCUUGACGAGAAGCAGAAGGGGAACAGCGGAGGAGCGGUCAGCUGCCCCCAAUGUGGCACCGAGUACAGCAUCAUGUUCCCUAAGAUGGGCCCGCUGGUGUACUUCCUCCAGCAGGCAGACAGAGCUCUGUCCCGGGCCAGUCCAUUCGCCGCCGCCGGGGUCGUCGUGGGAACCGUCUACUGGUCCGCUGUAACAUACGGAGCUGUGACUGUCAUGCAGGUGGUGGGUCACAAGAAGGGACUGGAUGUGAUGGAACGAGCCGACCCUCUGUUCCUUCUGAUGGGCUUGCCUACCAUCCCCGUCAUGCUGGUCCUGGGUAAGAUGAUCCGCUGGGAAGACUACCUGCUGAGGCUGUGGCAGAGACAUUCCUCUAAACUCCAGCUGCUCCUGUCAGGUAUAGGGCGGCCCUUGCCUCGCGUGCCGGCGGAUGGAGGGAGCGGCGGGGAUCACCUCUCCGUGUCCCGCACCCUGUGCGGAGCGCUCGUCUUCCCCUCCAUCGCCAGUCUAGUUGGGCGGCUCCUGUUUCGUCGCGUGCCCUCCAGUCUCCAGCGGACCGUACUGGGCGGUAUCGCGUUUGUGGCGAUGAAGGGAGUGCUGAAGGUGUAUUUCAAACAGCAGCAGUACCUCAUUCAGGCCAAUAGGCACAUUCUUAACUACCCUGAGAGAGAUCAGGAAAGAGAGGGGGAAGAACAGAGUGAAGGAGGAGAGGAAGACACGGAAGACAGCGGAAACGAGUAACAGUGACACCUCGAACAAACCUAACUGUGAGACAGGGAAGUCAUUGUCACUGUCAUAGUUAUAGGGUGGCCCUUUUAUGCAAUAGUAUAUGGAAAACCCGCUUUUAUCUGGGAGAGAUAUGAAAGGGAGGUAGCUCUCAGUUGAGACUUGGGUAGUGGCUAAAGCCUUCCUUUUCUCAUGCAAUCCCAGAUCAAGAACCUCCCAAAUGCACAUGCACACACACACACACACACAUACUCAACCAAUCAGAGUACAACUUGUAUUCAUUCUCAGACCUGGGUUGCACUCGCUUGCAUAUUUUGUAUUAAGUAAAACUUUUCAAACUUCAGGACUUCGGGACAAUGAAUUGUAUUUUCGGUUUGUGCCUCCUAAUCACAUUGUAAGAUAUUCAUCCAGUCACGAUUGUGUGUGUUUGUACAUUGUAAAGCUUAUAUUGCGUCACUGAACAAUUAGCCUCAAUAAACUUUAUUUGAUUGUU